AUCAACGAACAUAUCGCAGGCGAACCAGCGCAUGCGUAUUACGGUUUGGGGGCAGUUACAAGGAAGUAGAGAAGGUUGGAGGUAACGUUUGUAAGUACUGCUACGCUGUUGUUUUGGCUCAAGCUUUACAAUGGCCAUAGACUGGAUUGGGUUCGGCUAUGCUGCAGCCAUUGCCUUCGGAGGAUUUAUGGGAUACAAGAAAAAAGGCAGUGUGAUGUCCCUGGUGGCUGGCUUAGUUUUUGGAGGAUUAGCUGCUUAUGGUGCCUACAACAUGUCUAUUGACCCAAGGAACAUCAAGUUCUCACUGUUGUCCUCAGCAGUCCUCUCAGUCGUGAUGGGAAUGAGAUACAAGAAAUCUGGAAAGCUGCUGCCAGCUGGCAUUGUGACAGGGCUGAGUUUGUUGAUGGUGUUUCGGCUGCUGCUCCUGUUCGUCAUGUGACUGCAGGGACAAGACUGACCAAACAGAGAGCUUUUUGUCUGACUCUCCGUGACCAAGCCUUUUUAAAAAGCGUGUUAGCAUGAAAACAAGCCUCGCAGAUGUUACCAGUGAGUGUAAACCUAAUGCAGUAAAUCUCUUUGAUGAA
This is a messenger RNA of Betta splendens (Siamese fighting fish), 584 nucleotides long. It is a transcript of the gene tmem14a, whose product is annotated as transmembrane protein 14A. Gene Ontology annotation, biological process: regulation of heme biosynthetic process. Gene Ontology annotation, cellular component: mitochondrial membrane. The record is from RefSeq and is a predicted model, not a curated record. NCBI's taxonomy places the organism in Eukaryota, Metazoa, Chordata, Actinopteri, Anabantiformes, Osphronemidae. Bases 131 to 439 code for a protein of 102 amino acids. The transcript has 5 exons.